Messenger RNA from Harpia harpyja (harpy eagle), 946 nucleotides. RefSeq names its product polyadenylate-binding protein 2-like. The record is from RefSeq and is a predicted model, not a curated record. Lineage: Eukaryota; Metazoa; Chordata; Aves; Accipitriformes; Accipitridae. Gene Ontology annotation, molecular function: RNA binding.
ACAGCGGCAGCGCUGGGGGGGGAGGAGGAGAGGAGGAGGAGGAGGAGGAAGCCAGGGGGGAACCGGAGCCGGGGGAUCCGCCGGUGUUGCCGCCGCCGCCGCCGCUGCCGCUCCGCAUCCGCCGCACGAAGCCUCCGAGGAGUUGGAGGAAGAGGCGGGGUUGGGGGACGGAGACCCGGGGGAUUCCGCCAUCGAGGACCCGGAGCUGGAGGCCAUCAAGGCCCGGGUGCGGGAGAUGGAGGAAGAGGCGGAAAAACUGAAAGAGCUCCAGAACGAAGUGGAGAAGCAAAUGAACAUGAGCCCCCCGCCGGGCAACGCCGGCCCGGUCAUCAUGUCUCUGGAAGAAAAAAUGGAGGCGGACGCCCGCUCCAUAUACGUGGGCAAUGUGGACUACGGAGCCACGGCAGAGGAGCUGGAGGCCCACUUCCACGGCUGCGGCUCCGUCAACCGCGUCACCAUCCUCUGCGACAAGUACAGCGGCCACCCCAAGGGGUUCGCCUACAUCGAGUUUUCCGACAAGGAAUCCGUGCGGACGUCGAUGGCGCUUGACGAGUCCCUCUUCCGCGGGCGGCAAAUUAAGGUGAUUCCCAAACGAACCAACCGACCCGGUAUCAGCACGACGGACCGGGGUUUUCCUCGGACCCGUUACCGGGCCCGCGGCGGCGGUUACAGUGCCACCCGCGCCCGCUUCUACAGCGGCUACAGCCGGCCUCGCGGGCGGGGCCUACAGGAGGUUGUUGGGGUCUUCCAAGAUGGGUUGGAGAGCGUUGGGGUCCUUCAGGAGGUGGUUGGGGUCCUCCAGGAGCGGAUUGGUGUUGCCCAAGGUGGGCUGAGGGGUGUUGGGGUCUCCCAGAAGGUUGUUGGGGUUCUGCAAGGUGAGCUGAGAGUGGUUGGGGUUCUCCAGGAGAUGGUUGGGGUUCUCCAGGAGAUGGUUGGGGUUCUCUAG